This is a messenger RNA of Caenorhabditis briggsae, 333 nucleotides long. Bases 1 to 333 code for a protein of 110 amino acids. Lineage: Eukaryota; Metazoa; Nematoda; Chromadorea; Rhabditida; Rhabditidae. The transcript has 2 exons. The record is from RefSeq and is a predicted model, not a curated record.
AUGCUACUAUUUUCUAUUCUCUCCUUCUAUACCCUUCUAAUCGCCUCGAACUGGUCUCCAGUUUCAAGGGACGUCAUUGAGUUUGCUAAUAGGAAGGACGUUUUCGAAUACCUCGAUUACAUCGAUAAUCUCGUCGAUUCGUUUGUCUUGGUGGUAUUGCUUUCCAUCUGGCUCUUUGCUUUUCGUUACACUCCUGAUCUACGCCCACUGUAUUACCAUCAAAUUGCCACAGCGAUUUUUGCAUGUAUCGUCGAUUAUUUCAUUCCCAAAGUUUUGGACAUCUUGGUUGAUGGUUUGGUACCCCAAGAACAUCCAUUUCACCAACUAAUGUAA